Molecule: messenger RNA, 4561 nt
Organism: Erythranthe guttata (spotted monkey flower)
Lineage: Eukaryota; Viridiplantae; Streptophyta; Magnoliopsida; Lamiales; Phrymaceae
Source: RefSeq, a predicted model, not a curated record
AUAUUUCUGUUUUUUACCUUUCACCGUAAUGUUUUGAUUUUCAUCUCUGUCGCUACGCCUCAUUUCUUCUCUAUACGUAUAUAUCGAUAUAUAUAUAUAUAUACACACAGUGCCAAAUCUCAUCAGCGAAAACCCCCAUCUCCAACACGGCCCCCUCUCUAAAUUCUCGAUCUCUUCCAAUAGAAUUCAUCUCCAGAUUCUCAAUCUCAUUUCGUCCACUGAAUCGACACACACACACGCUCUCGCUCACAUCGAUUUUUAUUUAUUUUUUAUUUUUUUUUAAUUAAAAAUUGGUUAGAUUAGAGAUUUUCGUUAAUUUGUUUCAUUGAUCUGGAAUUCAUUUGUAUCCCGAUCUGUGAGUUACGUUUUCGUACGUUGUGUUAUGGGAAUUGACUGCUAGUCGGAUAUUUGUGAAUCGGAUGGCCGGGAUUGGACGGGAGAUUUUUGUUUUUUGCGGAUGAGGAUUGAAUUAUAGGAAGCAUAAAAUUAGGGGGAAAAAUGCCAGGGAUUGUGCAGGGGAUUAACAGUAAUAGCAGUGGUGAUAAUAGUGAUGCUAAUAAUAAUUACCAGAAUCCAUUGGCAACGAAUGGAACGCUGCCGUUUCGUUCCUUUAAUGGUUCGUCUGUUUCUAGUAAUGGGUUCUGGUCUCAGCACAACGAUGAUAUGAGCGACAAUCAGCUGCAGAAGUUUUGGUGUGAAUUGACGCCACGAGCUCGACAGAAUCUUCUUCGGAUUGAUAAGCAGACACUCUUUGAGCACGCUCGUAAGAACAUGUAUUGUUCUAGGUGCAACGGUUUGUUGCUUGAAGGGUUUUUGCAGAUUGUUAUGUAUACAAAGUCUCCACCACAGGAUGUAGCAGGGGGGAUUGACAGUGUGAGAGAAACGGAAAAUCUAAAUCACGAACACUUGUGUAAGGACAAUGGGUGCCAAAAUGAUGCCCAAGAACCAUCCCUCCAUCCAUGGGGUGGAUUGACCACAUCAAAGGAUGGAACACUCACGCUUUUGGACUGUUAUAUUUAUUCAAAGUCUUUAGCUGGACUCCAAAAUGUAUUUGACAGUGCACGUUCGAGGGAAAGGGAACGUGAAUUGCUCUAUCCUGAUGCAUGUGGAGGAGGUGGGCGUGGAUGGAUAAGCCAAGGAAUUGCGGGAUACGGUAGAGGGCAUGGAACAAGAGAAACAUGCGCCCUUCAUACUGCCAGAUUGUCUGUGGAGACUUUGGUCGACUUUUGGUCUGCUCUUGGAGACGAGACUCGGCAAUCUCUUCUGAGGAUGAAAGAAGAAGAUUUUAUUGAAAGACUCAUGUAUAGGUUUGACAGCAAAAGGUUUUGUAGAGACUGCAGAAGAAAUGUUAUACGUGAAUUUAAGGAGCUAAAAGAACUCAAGCGCAUGCGAAAAGAAACUCGCUGCACAAGUUGGUUUUGUGGGGCAGACACUGCAUUUCAAUAUGAGGUUUCUCGCGAUACUGUUCAGGCUGAUUGGCAUCAUGCAUUUUCAGAUUCUUUUGGAACAUAUGAUUACUUUGAAUGGGGUAUUGGAACUGGAGAAGGAAAAUGUGAUAUCUUGGAGUUUGAAAAUGUUGGCUUGAGUGGAAGAGUUCGCGUAAACGGUCUGGACUUAGGUGGGCUGAGUGCCUGCUACAUAACUUUACGGGCUUGGAAAAUGGAUGGGCGAUGCAGUGAGCUCUGUGUGAAAGCUCAUGCUUUGCGAGGCCAACAAUGCGUCCAUUGCAGGCUUGUCGUUGGUGAUGGAUUUGUAACUAUUACACGAGGAGAUAAUAUCACAAGGUUUUUUGAACAUGCAGAGGAGGCUGAGGAAGAAGAGGAUGAUGAUUCCAUGGACAAGGAGGGAAAUGAGAUUGACGGUGAAUGCUCCCGUCCACAGAAACAUGCGAAGAGUCCUGAACUUGCUCGAGAAUUUCUCCUAGAUGCUGCAACUGUCAUUUUCAAGGAACAGGUUGAGAAAGCUUUUAGAGAAGGAACAGCACGGCAAAAUGCGCACAGCAUUUUCGUGUGUCUUGCUUUAAAGUUACUAGAAGAACGUAUACACGUCGCAUGCAAGGAAAUUAUUACUUUAGAAAAGCAGAUGAAACUUCUCGAAGAAGAAGAAAAGGAAAAGCGUGAAGAAGAAGAACGCAAGGAGCGGAGGAAAACAAAAGAAAGGGAAAAAAAACUCAGGAGGAAGGAAAGAUUGAGGGAAAAAGAAAACCGGGAUAAGAAGUGUGAUGAAUCAAAUUUGGACCCUCUUGUUGCUGAUGUUUUGGAGGAGUCAACGCCCUCCGUUGAUGGUGACAAUACUGUCAGCAGCAGAGAGUCCGUCGCUGAAAGAGGUGACCUUACUCUAUCCAGUCCGUUGUCCCCUGAUAUUCAAGAAGAUGACCAGUUUUUGACUGAGUAUACUUAUUCAAACAUGGAGAAUCCAUCUGAAGAUUUUUUGGAUGGCGAAUUUGGCAACACGAGAGAUUGGAACACCUCUUUCCCAUAUGAUCACUUACAGUACUCUCGCAGAAAGCCGAAGUUUCGCAAAGAUUUGCCAAAGGAAUCGAACUUAAAAUGGUCUGAUAGGAGAAAAGCUGCAGCGUUAUCGGAGAAUGCAGUUACUGUUAGCAAAUAUGAAUCAAGAUAUCAUGGUGAUGGUUUUGAAUCUACAAGGAACAUUAAUGGCUUUAAUAAGCAAUCAAGAACUAAUGCUGCAAAGUCCAACAUUAGAAACGGAAGCACGUUGUGUGAAAAAUGUCACUGCACCAAUAAUGGAAUAGGUGACAGAUAUGAUUCCCAUCUUUGCAGCUGUAACUAUCAUAUGGAGUAUAGAUCUAGGCCGGAGCCUCAUAUUACGAGAGUAGGGCGAGAUCCUAAAUAUGUUAGUAGGUUUGAGCCUGCAUCUGAUUUAUCAAAACCAUAUUAUCGUGGCAAAAAGUAUACUCCGGUUAUCAAGGGCAUUGCUGGCAACCCUCCUAAUACCAAGAAAGUUUGGGAACCGUUAGAUUCGCAAAAGAAGUGCGUCCGAAGCAACUCAGAUCCUGAUAUUACAUUGAGAUCCGCACCCAAAGUUGUAGCUUCGGAAUCCGAUCAACUCCCUGAAUGUUGCUCCACUAGUUCCGAUGAAGUGACAGAUAUUUCAGUCCAGGCCAACCACGAGGACAACAAUAUGAGAGAUUUAGCAAGGUCUAAAGCUGAGAAUUGUAGAGAUAUUGGUAGCGGGUUGCAAACAAAGGAAACACCUGGAAACUAUUCAAAGGAAGCAGUGGCAGAGGAGGGUGAGUUAUGUUCAAUGACAAGAUCGCCCCUCGGAACAUCAGAUUCGUCAAUGAACAGCUCGUCUAACUCCGAUAACUGCUCAUCCUGCCUCAGUGAGGGUGAGAACAACAAUUAUUCAAACCCUCAAAACCUGGAAUCAACAUCAACAUCAGAUUCAGAAGAAUCCAGCCAUAAUUCAGAGGGAAUAGAAACUUCAUGCUGCGUUGAAAAUGGGGUCACUGGAUCUCACGGAACUGUAGAGAACCAGAGUACAUCGAGAGGGCAGGAUGCUAAGAGCCAGGCACCACCUACCUCUACAGGAACAAAUUCGGUUGGCAGUUUGGUUAAGGAAGCAGCUCCAUAUUGCGAGAACACGAAAGCAAAUGUCAGUAUAGGUGUUCAGCCUCAAAGUGUGCUUCCUCAAAUGCAUAACAAAAACAUAAACUUCCCCGUCUUUCAGGCUCCUACAAUGGGUUAUUACCAUCAGAAUCCAGUUUCUUGGGCGGGCCCCACAAAUGGGUUGAUGUCCUUCCCACACUCCAACCACUAUUUAUUUGCCAACACAUACGGAUAUGGUCUGAACGGAAACGCACGGUUCAUGCAGUAUGGAGCCUUACAGCAUAUGCCCCCACAAUUAAUUAAUCAUGUCCAUGUGCCUGUUUACCAACCGGUUUCUCAGGUUAAUGGGGUUAACUUAAACGAGCCUGCCAAGGUUGCCCAUCUGCCUGGGCUUAAAGAAGGACAACCUAGGAUAAAGAAGGUGGAACAUCCUGCGGAAGUACCGACAGUUUUGGAUGCUGUGCAAAAUGGGAAGCCUGAUAAAAUGGAUAUGGGGAAUAAUGGUUUCUCUUUAUUCCAUUUUGGAGGGCCUGUAGCUCUUUCAACGGGAUUUAAAGCCGACCCUAUUCCUUUAAAAGAAGGAUUUAUGGGCAAUGCUUCUCCGAAUUCGUCAAUAAACUGUACUGAUGGUGAUCAUACCUGUGAUAAGAAAGAUUCUAUUGAGGAAUACAACUUGUUCGCUGCAACGAAUGGCGGCAUCAAGUUUUCAAUCUACUGAAGGAGUUAUAUAAGCAAAAAAGAUUGUUUCGGUUUUUUUCUUUUUAUUCCUUAUUUUCAUGGAGCUUUGAGGAGUUCUAAAACAUUCUUAAAACUGAGUGCUGAGUGAUGCAAGCUUUGAAUAAUCUUCGUCAGAAAAAAAAAAAUAGUGUUUUUUGUGUUUGUGAUUGUUUUGCUUUUGUUGAUUUUUAUUCUUUUCCUUGCGCAGAGAAUGUCGAGAAAUUUAAUUAUGUUUGAUUUAUACGAGUCGUUUGGAAUUUGGCAUGAUAUAU